AAGACAUUUUGUUUCAUUCUGAGUAAGCAAUUUGCGAAGUUGUGUUGAGUUAAACAUUGUGAGAAAAUUUGUCGUUGAAAAAUAAAAUAAAAUGCGUGUUGUUACUGCCAUUUUUGCUGUUGUCUUUGCACUUCAUAUACUUGUGGUAUUAUGUCACGAUGGCAAUGAAAAACCUGAUGCGUUGAUGAAAACAUUCAUAAUUGACCCAGCAACGGAUCUUUUAGAUAAAAUUCUAAAACCUCUACAACCGAUAUUUCUGUCCACAUUUGAGUGUUUUUCACUCAAUUCGAAGUUGUUUAAUCCGAUUCCUACAAACACCCAACUAUUUUAUCUUAAGAAUCAUAUUAAUAAGAAUGCCGAUGAAGAUUUCAAGAAGAAAUUAAUUUCAUUGUACCAUGUGCUUGAAUCUUUUUCAACUACCAUAUCAAAAUUGGAGGCAAGAGCUCAAGAAAAUAAUCAAUGCUGUAAAUCAUUUCAAUCAGUCUACGCCAAAUAUGUAAAUGGACUAAAAGAAAAAACUCCCGGGAAAAAUUUCAACACAGUUAGAUCAUAUGAAUCUACAUUAGUGCGACAAUAUCUUGAAUUGAACAAUUUGGGAAAACUUUUACAACCACCAAAAAAAAAUCCAUAUAUACCGAGAGAAAAGUUUGCCGAUUUAAUUGGAAGUUUAUCUUUAAUUCAAAACUGGAAAAAAACAAAAAACGGACCAAAAUCAACUGAUGUAUUCACCAAACUAAAUUCAAUCUUGGAAAGUUUUGAAAGCAUUAACACCAAAAAUAUCAACGGUUUCAACGACGAGGCAGAACAUAUUUUAAGAGAUAGGUGUCCAUCUGUUCAGAAAUUUUUAAAAGAAUUAAAUGCCUAAGGACAUUUUAAAGAAUAAUAAACGGUCUUUUUUACUGUUUCUUGAUAUUUUCGAAUAUUCACACGACACAUUAAUCGAUUGAAAACGAUUGAAAACGAUUGAAAAUGUCGGAAAAGGUAA
Contarinia nasturtii (swede midge) is the source of this 985-nucleotide messenger RNA. RefSeq lists its product as uncharacterized. The transcript has 2 exons. The record is from RefSeq and is a predicted model, not a curated record. NCBI's taxonomy places the organism in Eukaryota, Metazoa, Arthropoda, Insecta, Diptera, Cecidomyiidae. Bases 92 to 865 code for a protein of 257 amino acids.